UCACUUAUAACUCAGAUUGCAAAGGCAACUGUACACCGAGCAGAUUUCCAAGCCCAAGAACAGAAUGAAGACCAUCGCAACUUUCAUCCUCAUCUGUCUGCUUGUUGCAGAUAUCAAAGGACAGGCGAGACAUACCCGUGGACGGUGUUUGUGUGGGGAUUCUGGCCUCAAAGUAAUUCGGGUAAAUCGGGUUGAGAAAGUUGAAAUAUUAUCUCCCAGCCCAUCUUGUGAUAAACAGGAGAUCAUUGUCACACUAAAGGAUACCAUGGAGCAGAAAUGCUUAAAUCCAGAGUCUGGCUUUGUCCAGAAUCUCAUCAAGAAGAUGCAAAAAAGGAGUCAGCAAUAGAGGAAUUGUGAGAGAGUUGCCUCAUCUCAUACUGCCCUGGAGAAAUGCGCUGAGGUCAUGAGAGUGGAAGCAACUGUUUAUCCAGUCAUGUGUUCAUAAGCAAUGUGCCAAAAUUUUUAUAUACAAAAUCAGCACUUCAGUCAGUUUUUCAAUGUAAAUAGUUUGGUUACUUCUUUAAAUUAUGUAACAGACCACCAAACACUGUGAUGUAUAAUGUUUGUUUUGUCUCUAUGUCUUUUAUGCAUGUGUCUUGAUAUUUUGACUUUUUAAAUUGUUGAGAAAGGAACACAAUAAAUAAUCUUUUGAAAUAAACAUUAUCAUAAUAGUUG
Molecule: messenger RNA, 675 nt
Organism: Electrophorus electricus (electric eel)
Lineage: Eukaryota; Metazoa; Chordata; Actinopteri; Gymnotiformes; Gymnotidae
Product: C-X-C motif chemokine 11-6-like
Biological process (GO): chemotaxis; defense response; immune response
Cellular component (GO): extracellular region
Molecular function (GO): chemokine activity
Source: RefSeq, a predicted model, not a curated record